CGGUUGCUGCAAUGAAGGAGAGCGGCGGCGCGAAGGCCGGCGAGGCCGACGACGGCAAGCGCGGGGAGCACGGCGAGUCGUUCUGCGUGAACAUGGAGGUCGAUCGAGACAUCGACGGGCUGUGGUUUCCUGCACGUAUCCUUGUCGACCAUGGCGAUGACACCUACGAUGUUGAGUACGACGAGGACCACAAGACUGAAGAACACAUUCCGGCGAUCGAGUUGAGGCGACGAGAUGAACAACAGAACCAGGCACCGCCGCCACGAUGCUAUACGAGCCACGGCCGCCCAGACGAUAUCUUCCUUCGAGACUCGUCGUUGCUCAUGCAGGCCGACUACGACCCGAACAAAGCCCCGACCGUCGUCAUGCAUAACAAGGGUGAAGCAACAGCAGGUACUUCGAUCUGCAUGCGUUUACACGGGUGGAUGUUCAUCUCGACAUCCAUUUGUUGUCAGCCAACGGGUACAUCAUCAACGGCAUCGAAACAAACGUGGCGGCGGGGAACGGCCUGCGCGGGAUUCGAUGGCUGCGUGUAAAUACAUGAGCGGUUGUUCUCCAUUUGUUGUGUCGAUUUCGACGCACAUGACGAUG
Molecule: messenger RNA, 591 nt
Organism: Aphanomyces invadans
Lineage: Eukaryota; Oomycota; Saprolegniomycetes; Saprolegniales; Verrucalvaceae
Exons: 2
Coding region: 12-536 (174 amino acids)
Source: RefSeq, a predicted model, not a curated record